AUGCCGUUCAAACGAGAAAUCAAUACUGGCUGUCCGGUGGGGACGAACAUCGAAAUUGCUGGAAAACCGUAUGACGAUCUGAAGAAAUCGAUUUUUCUGGUUUUAAGCACCAAUAAUAAUGAUAUGGCACUCAGAAUAGAGCUAUUACUCGGACAACCUUCAAAACUGAAAAUCGAUUGUACCGUAUCCCAAAAAACAUCAACUGCAAUUGAAAUUCCGGUUUUAUGCCCUUUAAACCAACGGGCCGUGCUGAGAAUAGUCACUCUACAGCACUCGUUUCAGAUCUUCUUCAACGACGCCAAAGUGGCCGACUUUGUUCAUCGUGUAGAUCCGUCGCUGGUGAAAACGGUGCUUCUCACAGGUCCACUGAUAACUGAAGAGGUCAUAAUCACUCCACCAGCAGCGGCCACCCUCCCUACUUACGAGCAAGCAACGUCUCCGCCAGUGGAGCUAAUGGCGAAUUUGAAUUUAAGUAAUUCAAAUAAUCUCCAAAAAAUUCCCCUUGAGCAGCAAAAAUACACAAAUGAUCUACCACCACCGCCGGCAAGUGUGCUCCAACCAACUGCUCCCGCAGGCACACUACCUAUGACAGCCGCCACCACCGCCGCCCCUGGCACCUCCACCACCUCCUCCUCCUUCUUCUACACUGGAAAUUCUCAAGGAUUCUCCGCCCACCCGUAUCCUCUCCCAGGUCUUAUCGAUAAUGGAACCUAUCCAUCACAACAGAACACUGUUGGUCAUUUACCUCCUCCUCCUCAAACUUCAGCUCCAUCGGCUCCGCCCAUCGCUCAGGCUCCGCCCACUCAGAGGGCUCCAGUGGUUACGGCUCCGCCAGUGCAACCUGUGGCUGGUCAUUAUGCUGCUACACCGACCUUCCCCCAAACUGCCGCCUCCACACCGAUUGCUCAGCCUCCUCCAAUUGCUCAGCCUAGGCCAUAUUACCAAAAUCAGCAACAAUUACCCCCUGGCUAUAAUCCAUAUGUGCCAAAUAUGCAGCAGUCGUCAGUAGCACAAGUACCGUAUCCACAAGUAGUGCAACAGCCACAAGUACAGUACCCCGCCCCUGUCCCUCAGACGUAUAUGUAUCCACAAGCCACGCCCAUGAUUCAACCGUAUCCAGUUUAUCAGCAAUAUCCCAUGGGCUACGGUUACGCUCCAGAGGUGAUCUACUACGAGAGCGGACACCAUCACCAUCACCACGGCUUCUUUGGGCACCAUCACCAUCAUUGCGACUAG
Caenorhabditis briggsae is the source of this 1236-nucleotide messenger RNA. The record is from RefSeq and is a predicted model, not a curated record. Bases 1 to 1236 code for a protein of 411 amino acids. The transcript has 9 exons. NCBI's taxonomy places the organism in Eukaryota, Metazoa, Nematoda, Chromadorea, Rhabditida, Rhabditidae. Gene Ontology annotation, molecular function: carbohydrate binding.